CACUAUUUAAACUUGAUAUCAGGCUCGCCUCGGCUCUUAAAAAGAAGAAGAAGGAGAGAGAGAAAAAUGGCGGCUGUACGUUUCCUCGUCUGUGUUGUUUUCUUGGGGCUGGUCAGCCAUUCCGUGGGAUUCCGUCUCGGGUCCUUCUUCAGAGGAGAUUCGUGCUUCGGGGCGCCCGAAACCGUGAAUGAACUCGACGUCCAAGCAUACUUAGGACGAUGGUACCAGGUUUACACCGAUCUUGUUGUGAACGUUACGUUUGAGCGGAACGCAAAAUGUGUGACAGCAGAUUAUGGCUUGAACGCGGACGGGACUAUCUCUGUGUUUAACGCAAACACUGUGGGCACACCCGAUGGGGACUUCAACACCAUUACGGGAACAGCUACUGUUCCCGAUGCAUCUCAACCGGGAAAACUGACCGUGCAAUUCCCGGGAGUCCCGGUACCAGGAGAUUACUGGAUAUUGAAGCUUGGUCCCGUGGUGGGAGGUCAGUACCAGUACUCAGUGGUCAGUGAUUCGAACAAGGCCACCCUCUUCGUUCUGGCCAGGGAUGCCUCUGCGUUCAUGGGAUCAGAUGAGAAGGAGACAGUCCUGGCGUUCCUCAGAGAGAGCGGCUUCAAGUGCUUCUGGAACCGUCCCCAGGAGACCUACCAGUCAGACCAGUGCAACUAUGUCACAAAUUAAAGAAAGUUGAUUAGUCGUUAUAUAGAGCAAGAUCGAAGAAAGAAAAUUCGGGGGCAAUUUCAAUGCUUUUAGCAUAUCCCAUGGAAACUAUGUUCGGAUAACAUAAUACGUCCUUGCAAUGAAUAGCAAAUCAAUAGAUAAAUAAUUAUUGAUUGAUUGAUUGCCGAUUGAUAAUUUCAAAAAUACAUUGAUUGAUUUUACGAUUGACUGAAUGAUUUAUUGGUUAUCAAUGAUCUGAUCUGAUUGGUUAAAUAUUAGUAUGUUAAUUGCCGGAUUAAUUUAAUUUAAGUUAUUCGUUUUUGUUACCAACUGACAAUAUCUAUUCAUUAUAAUAAUGAUUGAGUCAUCGA
This is a messenger RNA of Strongylocentrotus purpuratus (purple sea urchin), 1034 nucleotides long. Its product is annotated as apolipoprotein D. The record is from RefSeq and is a predicted model, not a curated record. The coding region runs from base 67 to 684 and encodes 205 amino acids. Lineage: Eukaryota; Metazoa; Echinodermata; Echinoidea; Camarodonta; Strongylocentrotidae. The transcript is spliced from 4 exons.